AUGGCCGACCUCUCGGCCCUGACCGACUCGGCUGCUGAAGCCUUGCCUAUCGACGCUGCCGACCACGAAGGCGAUGCGACCGACACCAACGACAACGACAACGAUGGGGACAAUGACGGCGACGGCGACAACGACGCUGCCCCAUCAACGUACAAGGUCAUCUGUGAAGCUGCUCCACCAGAGCGACGCUUCCCCUCGUUCGAGGCAGCGAUAGAAUUCGGCAACGCAUGGUCGCGCGACAGCGGCUUCGACCUCGUCCGCAUCAACAAAGGCAAGCAAGGCCGCAACCCCCAAGGCGUCACAUACAAGUUCCUCUGGGAGUGCAAGCGUCAUGGCAAGCCUGCAAAUACACGCAAGCUGACUCCGGACCGCCGACAACGCGCUGCUCGAGGCUCGGUGAGGAUUGGCUGUCGCAUGCGCAUCGUCCUCGUCGCCGUCGAGCCUCAGGUGCCUCAGGGCGAGUGGCAGAUCAGACACUGCGGGCGCAACGGCCACAACCACGGCCCGGACAAUGCAGAGUCGUUCCCGGCCGUCCGCCGUCGCACUCGCACACACGAGAUGGAUGUCUUCAUGGCUACUCAACUGCGUCAAGGGCUGUCGAGGUCGGAAACGCUGCAGCUUGUCCGCCAGCACUGGCCAGACGCCCUCGUCACUCGUCAAGACAUUGGCAAUUUUGCAAAGACGUUUGCCCAGAAGAUUGGUGCCUCCUCCAGACUGACGCCUGAAGCCACUCCUGACAACUCGCCCAUGCCGCCCGUGCCUACUGCGAACGCACAAGUCAUUCCUAACCCACCUCUGAAUGUUCACCACGCCCAGAUGCAGCAUUCACAAGCCCAGCAAACUCUGGCUCACACUCACCAGCACCCCAUGCAACCACUAGGAAUGCCCAUGCAACAGCCAAAUCCCGAUGCCACUCGAGCUGCCUACCAGGCUGGCUAUCAAGCUGCCGUUGAGCAACACCGCAUCAACAGCGAUCUCAAUCACCGUGUCGAGGCUCUUGAAAGCUCGAUACAAGUACAAGACCGCAUCGCCUCGCUCGAACAAACCGUCAACAACUUGACUCAACUCAUCAUGGGCGGUUACAUGCCCCACAUCCAGCAUUCCCAGUCUUGA
Aureobasidium namibiae CBS 147.97 is the source of this 1113-nucleotide messenger RNA. RefSeq lists its product as uncharacterized. The transcript has a single exon. NCBI's taxonomy places the organism in Eukaryota, Fungi, Ascomycota, Dothideomycetes, Dothideales, Saccotheciaceae. Bases 1 to 1113 code for a protein of 370 amino acids. The record is from RefSeq and is a predicted model, not a curated record.